AUGUGUUUCCUCAAGAGCAUGAGAGAGAAAGAUGCGGGCUUGAGGCCAACUUCAGGUCAGUCCAUGGUAUUCCGCUCCCCCCUAGACCUCUAUUCCUCCCACUUCUUGUUGCCAAACUUCGCCGAUUCUCACCACCGCUCCCUACUUCUGGCGAGUAGCGGCGGCGGGACCGGUGCGGGAGGCGGCGGCGGCGCGGGCGGCGGCGGCGGCGGGAACUGUGCGGGAGGCGGCGGUGCUGGCGGAGCAGGCGGCGGCGGCGGCGGCGGCGGCUCCAGGGCCCCCCCGGAAGAGUUGUCCAUGUUCCAGCUGCCCACCCUCAACUUCUCGCCGGAGCAGGUGGCCAGCGUCUGCGAGACGCUGGAGGAGACGGGCGACAUCGAGCGGCUGGGCCGCUUCCUCUGGUCGCUGCCCGUGGCCCCCGGGGCGUGCGAGGCCAUCAACAAGCACGAGUCGAUCCUGCGCGCGCGCGCCGUGGUCGCCUUCCACACGGGCAACUUCCGCGACCUCUACCACAUCCUGGAGAACCACAAGUUCACCAAGGAGUCCCACGGCAAGCUGCAAGCCAUGUGGCUCGAGGCGCACUACCAGGAAGCCGAGAAGCUGCGCGGCCGCCCGCUCGGCCCGGUGGACAAGUACCGCGUGCGCAAGAAGUUCCCGCUGCCGCGCACCAUCUGGGACGGCGAGCAGAAGACGCACUGCUUCAAGGAGCGGACUCGGAGCCUGCUGCGGGAAUGGUACCUGCAGGACCCCUACCCCAACCCCAGCAAGAAACGAGAACUGGCGCAGGCCACCGGCCUCACUCCCACGCAAGUAGGCAACUGGUUUAAGAACCGGAGGCAGCGCGACCGCGCCGCGGCGGCCAAGAACAGGCUCCAGCACCAGGCCAUCGGACCGAGCGGCAUGCGCUCGCUGGCCGAGCCCGGCUGCCCCACGCAUGGCUCGGCAGAGUCGCCGUCCACGGCGGCCAGCCCCACCACCAGCGUGUCCAGCCUGACGGAGCGCGCGGACACCGGCACCUCCAUCCUCUCGGUAACCUCCAGCGACUCGGAAUGUGAUGUAUGA
Molecule: messenger RNA, 1062 nt
Organism: Pteronotus mesoamericanus
Lineage: Eukaryota; Metazoa; Chordata; Mammalia; Chiroptera; Mormoopidae
Gene: SIX3
Product: SIX homeobox 3
Exons: 3
Coding region: 1-1062 (353 amino acids)
Biological process (GO): eye development; regulation of transcription by RNA polymerase II; brain development
Cellular component (GO): transcription regulator complex; nucleus
Molecular function (GO): DNA-binding transcription factor activity, RNA polymerase II-specific; RNA polymerase II cis-regulatory region sequence-specific DNA binding
Source: RefSeq, a predicted model, not a curated record